Messenger RNA from Molossus molossus (Pallas's mastiff bat), 1264 nucleotides. RefSeq names its product RAD1 checkpoint DNA exonuclease (gene RAD1). Gene Ontology annotation, cellular component: nucleus; checkpoint clamp complex. The transcript has 6 exons. Gene Ontology annotation, biological process: DNA repair; DNA damage checkpoint signaling. Gene Ontology annotation, molecular function: 3'-5' exonuclease activity. The record is from RefSeq and is a predicted model, not a curated record. Bases 191 to 1036 code for a protein of 281 amino acids. Lineage: Eukaryota; Metazoa; Chordata; Mammalia; Chiroptera; Molossidae.
CUCGGUGGUGACGGUGGCCGAGGUGGCCGGGCGAUCUGAAAAGUUUGGCGGGAGCUGUUGCGCUUCCUCCCUUUUUCUCCGGGAGCAGCACCUCGCCUCCCCGGUGGCCUGGCUGGGACGGACUCUCAGGCGUCCGGACCCCACCGCGAAGGUGCGCGAGGUGGGCGCGAGCAGGCGCGGCCGGCGGACGAUGCCGCUCAUAGCCCAGCCGGCCCCGGCCGAGAGUGACUACAGCUUGGUGGCCUGCCUCGACAACGUCAGGAACCUCUCCACCGUCCUGAAGGCCAUCCACUUCCGCGAGCACGCCACCUGCUUCGCCACCAAAAACGGGAUCAAGGUGACAGUGGAAAAUGCGAAGUGCGUGCAGGCGAAUGCUUUCAUUCAGGCUGCAAUAUUUCAAGAAUUUAAAGUUCAAGAAGAACCGGUUACUUUUCGAAUUAAUUUAACUGUUCUUUUAGACUGCUUAUCUAUUUUUGGAUCAAAUCCUAUGCCAGGGAAUUUAACUGCCCUUCGGAUGUGUUACCAAGGCUAUGGUUACCCCCUGAUGUUGUUUCUGGAAGAAGGAGGAGUGGUGACAGUCUGUAAAAUCAAUACUCAGGAGCCUGAGGAAACUCUGGAUUUUGAUUUCUGCAGCACCAAUGUGAUUAAUAAAAUUAUUCUGCAGUCAGAGGGGCUCCGUGAAGCAUUUUCCGAAUUGGAUAUGACAAGUGAGAUCCUACAGAUCACCAUGUCUCCUGACAAGCCUUAUUUCAGGUUAUCUACUUUUGGGAAUGCAGGAAGCUCCCACCUUGACUAUCCCAAAGAUUCUGAUUUGAUGGAAUCAUUUAAUUGUAAUCAGACCCAAGUCAACAGAUACAAGAUUUCUUUGCUGAAACCCUCUACAAAGGCGUUAGUUCUGUCUUGUAAGGUGUCUAUUCGGACAGAUAACCGAGGGUUCCUCUCACUGCAGUAUAUGAUUAGAAACGAAGAUGGACAGGUCUGUUUUGUGGAGUAUUACUGCUGCCCUGAUGAAGAAGUUCCUGAAUCUGAAUCUUAAGUAUGACAGUGCUCUGUGACAUUUAUGUCUACGUGCAUUACAGGUCAUGUUCUCAUUCUCAUGAUUUUGCCCUGGAUUCCAAAGGGAAGAAGCAGGGAGGAGACAGGAGCAUGAUCUCUGUACCCUAAAGUCACUGUGUACUGUGUAAGGAAAUGUUUUCAAGUGGUCAUAGAGUAUGCAGGACUAGACUAUCCUGUGGUUCUGUCUUAUGAACUCAUGGGAAUUAUU